This is a messenger RNA of Choloepus didactylus (southern two-toed sloth), 4902 nucleotides long. RefSeq names its product sorting nexin 11 (gene SNX11). The record is from RefSeq and is a predicted model, not a curated record. Gene Ontology annotation, molecular function: phosphatidylinositol binding. Lineage: Eukaryota; Metazoa; Chordata; Mammalia; Pilosa; Megalonychidae. Gene Ontology annotation, biological process: intracellular protein transport. The transcript has 7 exons. The coding region runs from base 2483 to 3313 and encodes 276 amino acids.
CCUGCUUGGGUAGAGGGUGCCGCUUAAACUUGAGCGGGUUCAGGAGGGGUCGCCGGGGAGUCGGUGCUGCUCUCAGAUAGGAAGCCACGGGCUUAAACAUCAAUUGUGGUGUUUGGGGUGGGGAUCCCGUUGGACAUCCUGGGGAAGGGACUGGCACCUCCCAGGAUGAAGGUGGGGGUUUGCUUGGGAAGCAAGGAAGGAAACUCAGUUUUGCAGCUUAUUUUAAAGUAUAAGGUCUCUUUCUUUUCCACUCCCCAAACUUAAUAGGAAAAGGAGAAAGGAUGUGUGGCCCUUUUGCUCCUCCAUUAAAAAUGGAGGAGUGGCCGGAUUAAAAGGGUUUGGGGACAUUUAUCCAAAAGUCUAGGACUAAGGAGUAGUGGCAAGUAUUUCACAGGACCCAGAAGACUCCUGCGCUUCUUUGUGGCCACCUUUAUGACUUACCUUCCAAGUGAAAAGAAGAGCAGGUAUCGGUUCCAUCCCAGUUUACAAAUGGACAAAGGGAUGGGGCCUCUUGGUUGAGGUCACAUAGUACUUGGUGAGACAGAGGCGCUUCCUAUAAAAAAUCUGUGGUUGUUUAGGAAGGAGAGCUUUUUGAGUUCUCAUCUCAUCUGGCAUCAAGGGCUCAAGAAUGAGUAAGAAAGGAUGGGAGGUCCGGGGCUUCAGUCUACUUUUAUCACUUGAUUUGUUUUUUUAACCUGUCUCUUGAAGUAGUUUAGAUGGGAGAGAAAAUGGGGGGCUAAAGUCUUGAAUUGCCACCUUGAAUAGUUACGACACUGGAAGGCUUUACAGUGAAUCUACUUUGUAAACAGCAAAACAUUGGGUUCUCCUCAGCUGGAGAUCCUGUUGCUAGUACAGGUGAAGAAAGUAAAGGAUAUGUGACUGAUUCAGUGCUCAGUGGGUUAUGUAACUGAGAGGGCUACUGACUCUGUCCUUAUAUGGAUGACACACAGACCCAUCUCCUGGAUCAUAGAGCUAAAAUUAAGAACUUCCUACUUUCCUUCCAAGGGCAGAACUGAACUUUAUUUCCUCCUGAGAAGUUGUAUCUAUGGGGAAGAAGUUGAUGGAGAAGAGUAGGUGCUGAAAAUUAUUAGUUGGAAUCUAGGUUUUUUGUUUUGUUCCAGUGUUUUUUUUAUGGAAAGUUACACCUGAAACUUUCUUACUGUAUUGUCUUCUAAAUUUAGACUUAAGUAUAUAGCAUCUUGGAGGUCCUAGGUUUUUUGUUGUUGUUGUUGUUUUUUAACACAACUUAUAACUAUCUGUUUCUAAGGUAAAAUAGCCCCAAAGGAAAGGAGAGGAUCUUCAGCAUGGAGGUGGCAUGGUGCAGGGCCCUAGAGCAAGAAAAUGGGAUGACCAUUUAGUUAUAUGCUAUAUAUACCUUUCAAUGCACAGGAGCUGUAUGUGCUUCUGUGAGUGUGUGGAUGACUAGGAUUUCUUUGUCAUCAUCUUUCCUACGGGUUAUUUCUGUGAAAAAAAAAAAAACAGUUUAGAAUAUUUAACUCUGCUCCUGAGUGCAAAUACCUGAAAAGAAAAGAAAACAAAAAUUUAAUCCGAGGAGGUUAACUGUUCAUAGAAAGUCUGCCUGCUCUUUUUGGUCAUGCCAUUUUCCUACAUCUGGGAUGUUACAUGUUGGUUGUGAUAGAAUUGGAAUUUCCUAACUUUUUGUUCAGGAUCCCUUUGAGGUGGUAGCUGCAUCAGAGGAAAAAUUAGAUUAACAAGAAUGCUGUUUGAGAUGGUAUUAAAAUCACAAAAACUUGGUUUUACUCGACAGUGUAAUCCAAUUUUGUUAUAUACCAUGCAGCUAUGUCUCUGCGUGCAAUGUCUGUCUGCAGAGAGACCUUGUGGGAUAUUGGAAAGAAUCAGAGAAGCUGUUUGCUCUGCUAAUUUCGUGGUGUAAAUGAGUUUCCUUUCUUUUGAAACGUUAACCUUGUGUUAGCAAAACAUAAAAUAGAAGGAAACUCAUUACACACUCUUCUAAUGGUAAGGCAGAACUAAUCAGAGAAUGUGUUUAAAAUUAAUUGUGGGACUAUAAAAAUGGGGAGGGGGAGAGAGAGAGCUUAGAGGUAGUCUUGUUUUCCUGGGAGCCAGCCCAGAUCAUUUGUUGGCAGUACAUAUUGGCUGAAGUCAGUUUUUUUUCCAAGGUAAAUUGGAAAGGGAAAUUAAACCUUAUUGUUCUGCUCUUGAGAGAGGAGACGGAGGUGGAGGCGGCAGCCAGGGUGGAUGUUGUUGGAGUGGUUCUAGGAGUAACAAGAUUAGUGCUGUAUUUUAACAGAAGGUGACAUCAUGGGCCCCUUUGGACUUGCGUAACCCUGCGUUGCAGCCUUCAUGGUCCCCUUGUUGGGGUGGGCCAUGUUGCUGCACGUGUAAACUGCCACAUUGGGGAAAUCAGGGGUGUAGGCUUUAAUGAAUCUUUACAAAGGAGCAGAAAGCAUCCUGAAUCGACCUGUGCAGCUGUGGAGUGCUUGGACAGAGAUGUUUUCUUCCAAUGGGCUUUUGGUGUAAGAUGUCGGAGAACCAAGAGCAGGAGGAGGUGAUCACUGUGCGUGUUCAGGAACCCCGUGUGCAGAAUGAGGGCUCCUGGAAUUCUUAUGUGGAUUAUAAGAUAUUCCUCCAUACUAACAGCAAGGCCUUUACUGCCAAGACGUCCUGUGUUCGGCGCCGUUACCGUGAGUUCGUGUGGUUGAGAAAGCAGCUACAGAGAAAUGCUGGUUUAGUGCCUGUACCUGAACUUCCUGGGAAAUCGACCUUCUUUGGCAGCUCGGAUGAGUUCAUUGAGAAGCGACGACAAGGUCUGCAGCACUUUCUUGAAAAGGUUUUGCAGAGUGUGGUACUCCUGUCAGACAGCCAAUUGCACCUCUUCCUGCAAAGCCAGCUCUCUGUGCCCGAGAUAGAGGCCUGUGUCCAGGGCCGAAGCCCUAUGACUGUUUCGGACGCCAUUCUUCACUAUGCUAUGUCAAACUGUGGCUGGGUCCAGGAAGAGCGGCAGGGCUCCUCUCACCUGGCUAAAGGAGACCAGUCAAGGAGUUGCUGCUUUCUUCCAAGACCUGGUAGGAGGAAGUCUCCCUCACCACCUCCUAGUGAAGAAAAGGACCAUUUAGCAGUGUGGGCUCCUGUAGUGGACUGUGAGGCUCCUUCCUUGGAAAGUCCUGCUCUCCCAUCCCUCUCCUCAUUGUCAUGCUGUGAUUUUGCAAGACCUGAUGAGGAAACCUCUGCUCUUCAGCCUGUGAGAAGGGCCACGGGAGGGGACAACUCAGCCCCUUUGUCUCAUGCUGUGCCUUUGGACCCUGGUCACUUAGAAACAGUCUUGGAAAAGUGAGCACUGGUCCAAGCUCUGGAUUCUGCUCCAAGGCAGAUGGAGAAGAAUGCAGUAAGGAGAAUUGCUUGGGAGGGUUGGAGCAUAGAGCUGGGAUCUCCGAAGGUUGAGCUUAGUCACCAACUUUGCCUCUGUUUGGUUUGGUUACACAGAGGUCUGUUGUGACAAGUCCUCAUGAUUCCUUCAUAGGAAUCAACACUGUACAGAUGUUUGUAAGUUAAGAAUCUGGCUCAGGGGCUGUUGAUUUUUAACAGAACCUCAUAUUUACUCUCCUGGAAGCUGAGUUUCUUCAGAUGUGUGUUUAUAGAUCUAGGAGCCCCAUCUCAGGUGACUGGUUUUGGGUACCUGUAAGUGGCAGACUCUAAGCUGCCAUAUUGAAUAUUGUCCCAACGGGGAUGCUUAUGUAGUUUUAUACCCAUCUUGGUGGGUUCUGUUUUUGCUGCAGCCCCUGGUGCACUUUGUUUCUGGGAGGCUGACCUCUUGGCUACUCCUUGAGUGGACAAGACGGUGAAUAAUUUACUCUCCCACCUCCUUGUUUUUUCCUUCACUAAAAACGACGCUUGGAACUGCUGUGACUCCUGUAGCUGGAGUUUCCAGUAGAUCCCAAGGCCCCAGCCUGGCUUGGGCCUGGGACCCAUGAAACAGCUCAUGUCCAACCAUAAAAGAGAGGUGGUGGGUAACAGUCGGGGGAAAGACAGCAGCUCCACUGGACCCAAGAAUCUUUGUGGCUUUGGAAAAAGCUGUUCUGGGCUGUUAACCAUUGCUUCUAGUUAUAAAGCAGAGACUGGCCCUCUUGUCUACAGGAUUAGAGUGAGCUCCUUUCUUUUUUUAAUCCUUUUUUUCUCCCUUAUGACAGCUCCCUGCCCUCAGCGUUUCUGCCGCCGCGGGGUCCCUCUGCCGAGUUGCAGGGAGGCUGCAUGUUCAGUCCAGUGGGGCACAGGGGCUUUGUUUUGCUCCUGUGCGAGGGCUCUGGGGAUGGAGAUGAGGAACAACACGCCUGCCUUCAGACAAUGAGGUGCUCGCCCUCCUGCUGCUGUAAUUCCUCUCCACCGAGAGCCAGAGCUGGUAGGAGACAGUGCUGCUGGUGUUCCGCGCUGCUCUGCACUCUGGUGUCUGCGUGUGGUUCUUCCCCCUCCCCCCCCCACCCCGGCCAACCCACCCUGUCUGUGGGCCCUUUAACUGCCAGUCUAGGCUGUGGGACUGUCAUGGCAUUUAGUUGAGAGUUGAGGGGCUUUGGCCUGAAAUAAAAUUCAAGUAUUUAAGACUGUUGUUCCAAUUUGUGUCUAACAAGCUGUAGCAGAGAAGGAGGGGAAUGAGGGCUGGCAGUCGUUACUUUCAUAAAUCAUGAAUUUAUCAAUGUGGAAAUAAUGGUUCAGAACCGUGCACUGCAGCUCUCCUGCAUUGUGCGUGCAACUCAAGUUCACCACUGGAGGAAGGAUUGUCUUCCAAAGAGCCAGGAUCCAGCUCUUCUCACAGUUUUGGGCAUGAACCUUGUUAGGUGUAAUUUACCUGAUGCUGCUUCCAUUCUCACAACCUGUCUGAGGUGCCAGGUGCUGAAAGAGAAAUAAAGUUUGUCAACAGGCAGAUGCAAA